AUUUUAGAUUCUUUUAUGGCUUCAGUAAUUCCUUGUCUCUUUACAGGACCCCAGCUGAAUGCUCAACUAGAAGGUUGGCUUUCUCAAGUACAGUCCACAAAAAGACCUGCUAGAGCCAUUAUUGCACCCCAUGCAGGGUAUACCUAUUGUGGAUCUUGUGCAGCCCAUGCUUACAAACAAGUGGAUCCUAAUAUUACCCGAAAAAUUUUCAUUCUUGGGCCUUCCCAUCAUGUGCCCCUUUCCCGAUGUGCACUUUCCAGUGUGGACAUAUAUAGAACACCUCUGUAUGAUCUCCGAAUUGACCAAAAGAUUUAUGGAGAACUGUGGAAGACGGGAAUGUUUGAGCGUAUGUCCCUACAGACAGAUGAAGAUGAACACAGUAUUGAAAUGCAUUUGCCUUAUACUGCUAAAGCCAUGGAAAGCCAUAAGGAUGAGUUUACUAUUAUUCCUGUGUUGGUCGGAGCACUGAGUGAGUCAAAAGAGCAGGAAUUUGGAAAACUCUUCAGUAAAUACCUAGCUGAUCCUAGUAACCUCUUUGUGGUUUCUUCUGACUUUUGCCAUUGGGGUCAGAGGUUCCGUUACAGUUACUAUGAUGAAUCCCAAGGAGAAAUUUAUAGAUCCAUUGAGCACCUAGAUAAAAUGGGUAUGAGCAUUAUAGAGCAGCUAGAUCCUGUAUCUUUUAGCAAUUACUUGAAGAAAUACCAUAAUACAAUAUGUGGAAGACAUCCUAUUGGCGUAUUAUUAAAUGCUAUCAACGAGCUCCAGAAGAAUGGAAUGAAUAUGAGCUUCUCAUUUUUGAAUUAUGCUCAGUCAAGCCAGUGUCGAAACUGGCAAGACAGCUCAGUGAGUUACGCAGCUGGAGCACUGAUGGUCCACUGAACCGCUGAAUGCUCAGGGAUGGCACCUGCACACACUCGAUACGGGGUCCCAGCCUAGCCCUUACAAAGAUACAGUCCCUGGUCUUUGGGUAUACUGAAACCUCAAACUAAUAGAACUCUCUUCUUUUCUAGUAGGUGUAGUCCUUCCUUAGUUUCAACUCAUUUAAAAAUGCUUUCUUGUUAGGACAAUGGAAGGAAGGCUGGUAUCGAAAUAUUUUGUGAUUUUUUUUUUUUUUUUUUUUUUUUUUUAAAGAAGGUAAUGGCUAUGAAGGCAUGGUGGCAGACAGUCCUUACAAACACAACAUGUAAAGCAUUUACCAUAUCCUAAAUUUGCACUCUUUGCAGACCUGUGCACAUGUACUCAGCUUUCAGAAUAGUUUUGCAAGUUGUAAACGGAAAAAGGGGUGGAAGCUUUUUAAUAAAAGAAAAAAAAGAGGAAGACAACGCAUUUAUAAAUGAUCCUGUAUUAGAAUAUAAUAAAACUCCAGUAUAGUCAGUUACUACCCGUGAUGUACAACAGAUAUCUUCUAUUUUAGUUGCUAAUAAAGGGCUACACAAACCAAAAUAGUCUGAUUUAAACUUAUUGCUUUGUGUUCUGUAUGUGGCUGCUUGUCAUUAACAUCUUUUCUCCUCAGUUCUUACGCUUGAUAAUUCAGCCAUUCUGUAAAAUACUUUAAAAUGUAUUUUAUAUUCAACAUUUGUUAUGACUACUUCAUUUACAGAUAUUUUUUUAUCUUAAACCUCCACUAUGAGUUCAGCUGUGCAAAAGAAUUUUAAAAACCUUUUGUAUAUUCUAAUUCUUUUUGUUUUACAAUUAUCUAUAAAAUAGUAUCUUUUAGUAUGUGAUACAAAAUUUGUAUCAGAAAUACACUUUUAAUGAUUUUUAUGCUGUUUGAUUAUUAAAGUGAAAUAGAUGCAGUAUUUUUAUUUGAAAUUACUUAAACAGUAGCUUGAAAACUGUAAUUCUUAGAGUAUCUUUCAAGCAUUCAUAGGCCACAGAAGCCAUACAGUGCUAAGCUCAAGCAAUUAUUCCUCAAAGAUUUAAUUGGGAGGGGAAGGUAAGGCUUCUCUUUUUUUUUUUUAUUUUUAUUUUUUAUUAUUUGACUGUGGGUAGAAUUGUCUCAUGUUCUUUAAGCAUCACCACAUCUUAAGAGUUCUUGAACUUUCUUCCAGCCAACAUAAUGGUAUAAUUAUUUGUCAUUCCUGAAGAUUUCGUUCUAAUAAGAAAUGCAAAGUAGGAUGGCAGUACUGGCUCAUUAUCUAAAUGGAGAUUUCAUUCCCUGAUAUUUCACCUGCUGUCAAGCAACCUCCUGGUACAUUCAGCUUUUCUGAGUGGCAGAGGGGAAUUUCAGAAUUCAAUUUAGAUUCUUUGAAAGUCAUGGGAAUUGCUGCGUGAAAAGUCUUCACCUGAAAGCGUACCAGGCAUCUUGUUUAUUCCUAUUAGAAUACCCUUUACAAACAGACACUGCUUGCACCACUUCUAUUUUCUUUGUCAUAGUUGGCCACUGUUUUAAUAAGAACAGGUGAAUGCUCCAUUUACAAAAUGAACUACUUUGCAGAUGUUCAGAAUCCAUCCCAGACACCGAACUCUUUGUAUGUCUUUUAGUUGCCUUCUUGCUCUGCUUUGUUCUUAAAAAGUCUCAGCGGCAGACAGGGAAAACAACUUGCAGAUUACUUUUGACAGAGCAGCAGAAAGGCUAUGUAGGUAAAACUGAAUUGGUAGCCAGUCUUUAUAAAUACUUGUCUGACUGUGCCUUAUUUUAAAAAAAAAAAAGGUAGUUUUAUCAUGAAGACUAAUUUUUUUCUUUUUAAUCUUCGGUGAAUACAAGUUUAAUUAGGACUCAGGUUUCUUUCAGUCUUAUGCCAAAUGCUUAACGUCAUUAUUGAGACACAUGGUGAAUUGCAGCAGUUAAGUACAUACUUUCUCCCUAAGGUAAACAUAGUAAUUAGCUUCUGAAUACAAAUGCUGAAGUUGCAUCUUAGUUCUGUAAGAUAGUUUUAAUAAAAACAAAACAUAACUGGAAGAGCUUCAAGGAAAUCGGUCAGCCAUUUUGCUCAGCACAAUGUUAUGAAAUAUCUUACAGUGAAAGCACUUCACAUGUAAACUGUGUAAUGUAUUUCAAAAUAAAGUUUCUAAUUAAAAUGGAAA
Molecule: messenger RNA, 3027 nt
Organism: Calidris pugnax (ruff)
Lineage: Eukaryota; Metazoa; Chordata; Aves; Charadriiformes; Scolopacidae
Gene: MEMO1
Product: mediator of cell motility 1
Exons: 8
Coding region: 16-879 (287 amino acids)
Source: RefSeq, a predicted model, not a curated record